This is a messenger RNA of Leptinotarsa decemlineata (Colorado potato beetle), 1191 nucleotides long. RefSeq names its product ATP synthase subunit b, mitochondrial. Gene Ontology annotation, biological process: proton motive force-driven ATP synthesis. Gene Ontology annotation, molecular function: proton-transporting ATP synthase activity, rotational mechanism. Lineage: Eukaryota; Metazoa; Arthropoda; Insecta; Coleoptera; Chrysomelidae. The record is from RefSeq and is a predicted model, not a curated record.
AGGAAGUGACAGACCCCUUGACAAAUUCAUUUCAAUAUAUCCCAUAUGAAGUGUCUAACGAAUCUAAAACAGUUUUUCCCGAGAGAUGGGAAUUGUAUAGUUUCGCUAACUCGAAAAGCGUAUUCCAGCGGUAAAAAAGUGUAUGUGAACACAGCCAUAAAUACGAGUUUGAAGAAAAAAGAAAAACCUAUAAGAGUUAACGAAACGUUCAACAACAGAGAAAAAAAUGAUGCAGACGAACCAGACGAAGUGACUUGUACAGUAACAGAACGCGAAAGAGACGCUGCCGUAAGGAGCCGGUUGUCGAAAGCCUGCAACACGUUAGCCAACAGAAAAAUACCUCUGAGCCCUUCCGUGUUGAAUUUAUGCUUAGAAACCAACCGUAUCAAAGGAUCCGGCCUGGAGGAGUACCUCGCAGGAAGAACUGUGAAGCUGCAGAAACAGGACACUCCUCCUUUCAUCGAAUCUCCAAAUAAAUCUUCCUCCUCCUCUUCCCCACAGAGAAUCGUUAGGCAAGAGCCCGGAAAGGUCAUUUUCGCUUUCAUACCGGAAGAGUGGAUAAGAGCUUUCAUUCCUAAAACCGGUGUGUCGGGGUUUUACACGUUUCUGUUUACUUUUAGCACCUACCUCGUCAGCAAAGAGUAUUAUGUUUUGGAGCACAACUACUACGGAGGUCUAUCCAUGCUGAUCCUGUGGUGGGCAGGCAUCAAAUACAUAGGCCCACAUCUAAGAAUGUAUUUAGACAAGGAAAUAGACAUUUAUGAAAGUUCUUGGAACAAAAGUCGGAAGGAAAUGAAGGAAACUCUGGAAGAGCAAAUAGAAGACGAGCGAUUUCUUCAGUUCCAAGCUGAGGGGCAGACGCUGUUGAUGGCAGCUAAAAGAGAGAACGUUGCGUUGCAGCUGGAAGAAGAAUUUCGUAAGCGGCAAAUGUACGUCUACAGAGAAGUGAAGAAUAGACUAGAUUAUCACGUUAGAGUUGAGCAGGUUAAAAAGAGAAUACAACACUUGAAUUUGGUGGAGUACGUGAAAAGAGAGGUUACGAAAUCUAUCACACCGGAAAUGCAGAACAAACUGAUUGAUAUUUAUAUGAAUAAUAUUGUGUUGGAAUUGGGAAACGGUGACAAGAAGUGACUGCAGUGAAGGUGUAAAUGAGAUGUAAGUUUAUUGUGAAAAUACAGACUGUUGCUUUCA